AUACUAAACCCUAAUUGGCUCGCGUCCUUUAAGCACUGCGUAUAAGAGGAGAUUUACCACCGCAGCUGCCGUUUUCUUCAACCUCUGCUCACAGAAACUAGGAUUUUCUGUUAUCUGCAACUUCGCGGCGAUGGGCAAAGGAACGGGGAGUUUUGGGAAGAGGAGGAACAAGACGCAUGUCCUAUGCGUGAGGUGUGGCCGCCGCAGCUUCCACGUUCAGAAGAGCCGUUGCUCCGCCUGCGCUUUCCCAGCUGCGCGGAAGAGGACAUAUAAUUGGAGCGUGAAGGCCAUUCGCAGAAAGACAACCGGAACUGGACGAAUGAGGUACCUGCGCCAUGUUCCUCGCAGAUUCAAGACCAACUUUAGAGAAGGGACUGAAGCAGCACCAAGGAAGAAAGCUUCUGCCGGCUCAGCAUAAGGGCUGCGUUGAGUUUGCAGGCUAUUCGUGGGUACUACAUCUUAUUGCCUUUUUUCAUGAAGAAUUAGAGUUAAAAAUGAAUUUUGUGAACGCAAUUUGAAGGGGCGUGUUUACAUUUCGAUUUGGAUCCUAAUUCAGUUGCUAUGUGUUUGUUGGUAUUUUGAUUCGAAAUUCUUGGAGACUAUUAAUACAUGUAGACGAUCUCUUCAUUGUUGGUUGCUAUUUAGCUUUGCGGUCAUCACA
Andrographis paniculata is the source of this 661-nucleotide messenger RNA. RefSeq names its product 60S ribosomal protein L37-3. Gene Ontology annotation, biological process: translation. The coding region runs from base 131 to 418 and encodes 95 amino acids. Gene Ontology annotation, cellular component: cytosolic large ribosomal subunit; ribosome. Lineage: Eukaryota; Viridiplantae; Streptophyta; Magnoliopsida; Lamiales; Acanthaceae. Gene Ontology annotation, molecular function: RNA binding; structural constituent of ribosome. The record is from RefSeq and is a predicted model, not a curated record. The transcript is spliced from 4 exons.